AUGUCUCUAAUGAGUAGGUCCAUAACGUGCGCUGCCUUAGUGGUUUUUGUGGCUAGAAUUUUAGGGCAACACAAUAGAUGCCAAGGGGAGGUUUUGGCUCCACUGCCAAUUGGGUUUGCAGUGUUCAUAGUUCACUUGGCCACAAUCCCAAUCACUGGCACUGGCAUCAACCCUGCUAGGAGUCUUGGAGCUGCUGUCAUCUACAACAAAGAAGAGGCUUGGGAUGACCAAUGGAUUUUUUGGGUUGGACCCUUCAUUGGUGCAGCCAUUGCAGCCUUCUACCACCAAUUCAUCUUGAGAGCAGGAGCUGUCAAAGCCCUUGGAUCAUUCAGGAGCAACCCCCAUGUUUGA
Messenger RNA from Prunus armeniaca (apricot), 351 nucleotides. Lineage: Eukaryota; Viridiplantae; Streptophyta; Magnoliopsida; Rosales; Rosaceae. The record is from the annotation of a GenBank genome assembly.